UCACCUCCUUUUGUUUUCUAUGCUCUCUUUCUUUUUAUUUUCUUCCUCUUCUUCUUUUUCUUAUCUUCUUUUUAAUUUGACUAAUACUAUUCUAUCAAUAGUAUAGUGUGAUACCCUCUUCUCUUUUUUUGUUUUUCUAUACUAGCAAUGAUAGAGUUUGAAAAUGUUAGUUCUUAUCGAUCUACACCAUCAGAAAAUUUGGAUACCAUUGUUGAAAAAGAAUCGACUUUUUAUAAACCAUCUAGUAGUUUUAACCAUACAGUAAAUAUUACUAAUCGACAAACAUCAAGACAUUUAACACAAUCAGCAGCUUAUCAACAACAACAACAAUCUCGUUUACAACAAUAUCAUUCUCAAUCACCAGUUUAUGUACAUAAACCUGCCUUUUCUUUGGAUGAAUUUGAUCUUUUAGAUAUUCUUGGUAACACCCCCCAAAAAAAAAUUAAGGAGAAAUGUAUUACUUAUGCAAUUAUGUUAUUUGUUUGGAUUAGGAACGGGUACCUUUGGUCGAGUCUAUCUUACCAAAUUCAAAACAACCAACAAGUUUUAUGCAAUGAAAGUGUUGAAGAAAUCUGAAGUGGUACGAUUAAAACAAGUGGAACAUAUUUUAUCAGAAAAACGUAUUUUGGCCAAUAUUCGAUUCCCUUUUAUUGUCGAUUUAUUUUGUACUUUUCAAGAUGAUCAUAAUCUUCAUAUGUUAUUGGAAUAUGUAGUUGGUGGCGAAUUAUUCACUCAUUUACGGCGUGCUGGUCGAUUCACCAAUGAUAUGACUCGUUUUUAUGCAUCUGAAAUAGUACUUGCUAUUGAAUAUCUUCAUGCUAAAAAUAUCAUUUAUAGGGAUCUCAAACCAGAAAAUCUCUUAAUUGAUCAUCAAGGUCAUAUCAAAAUCACUGAUUUUGGAUUUGCAAAGACUGUUCUUGAUAGAACAUGGACAUUAUGUGGUACACCUGAAUAUCUUGCUCCAGAAAUCAUUCAAAGUAGAGGUCAUGGUAAAGCAGUGGAUUGGUGGGCUCUUGGCAUUCUCAUUUUUGAAAUGUUGGCUGGUUACCCUCCUUUCUUUGAUGAUAAUUCUUUUGGUAUUUACGAAAAAAUCUUGGCAGGCAAAGUUCAAUUCCCAGCUCAUUUUGAUCCUUUGGCCAAAGAUUUAUUGAAACGACUUUUAGUAGGUGAUCGAAGUAAACGACUUGGUAAUUUAAAGUCUGGAUCCGAGGACGUCAAACGACAUAAAUGGUUUAGAGGAGUAGAUUGGCUUGGUCUUUUGGAUAAAUCUGUACGAGCACCCAUCAUUCCUCCUUAUCAUCAUCCUGGAGAUACAGGCAACUUUGAAAAAUAUACAAUCGACCUGGAAGAAGACAAUGACAAUCGACAACAACAAUCUGGUGAUCCUUAUCAAUCCUUAUUCCUUGAUUUUACUUGAUCAUUCUCCCCCUUUUCUUCUCCUCUUUAGUUUAUUUCUUCCAUUGUUAUUCCCCCCCUUUUAUUCCAUAAUCAUUCAUUAUAUUAUAUAGAUGAUAGAAUCAUAUCAAAAAUUAAAAAAAUGCAAAAAAGUAAAAAAAAAA
Molecule: messenger RNA, 1559 nt
Organism: Halteromyces radiatus
Lineage: Eukaryota; Fungi; Mucoromycota; Mucoromycetes; Mucorales; Cunninghamellaceae
Product: kinase-like domain-containing protein
Exons: 6
Coding region: 464-1417 (317 amino acids)
Biological process (GO): peptidyl-serine phosphorylation
Cellular component (GO): nucleus; cAMP-dependent protein kinase complex
Molecular function (GO): cAMP-dependent protein kinase activity; ATP binding
Source: RefSeq, a predicted model, not a curated record